AUGGCCGAUUCUAGUCAGCCGCUUCUCUCUCCAAGAGAGGACCAAAACCAAAAUGAUGAACAACUCCAGUUGCUUACCAGAUCGAUAACAAACAAUUCCUUUGCCUCCUCCUUCGUUGCCGAUGCCGAUGACAUCCCACCAAUCAAUGGUGUCCGCGAUUUUUUCACAGAAUUCGGCAAGGAGUCUAUUAAGCUCUGGUACCUAGCCGGCCCUGCCAUCUUCACUACCAUAUGCCAGUAUUCCCUUGGCGCCAUCACUCAAGUCUUUUCAGGCCAUGUUGGCACUCUCGAACUUGCUGCCGUCUCCGUCGAGAAUUCAGUCAUCGCUGGCUUCUCCUUCGGUCUCAUGGUAGCAGGUAGCUUAGAAAUCUGGUAUUUUAUGGCAUUGAUACUCUUUGCUGGAUAUCUGAAGAAUGCAGAAAUUGCAGUGGAUUCCUUGUCGAUCUGCAUGAACAUUCUUGGCUGGACGGUCAUGGUAGCCUUGGGAAUGAAUGCAGCUAUAAGUGUAAGAGUAUCAAAUGAACUGGGUGCUGCUCAUCCGAGAACAGCAAAAUUUUCACUAGUGGUGGCUAUUAUAUCAUCCUUUAUAAUUGGUCUCAUUCUUGCAGCCAUUCUUCUUAUCUUCAGAGAUACCUACCCAUCUUUAUUUUCAAAUAGUUCACAAGUGCAAGAACUUGUUAAAGAGUUGACACCAUUGCUGGCUUUUUGCAUUGUUAUUGACAACGUUCAGCCAGUUCUCUCCGGGGAUUUGGUAUGGAAUGAUAUUAGGGACUAUCCUGCAGACUUUGAUCCUCUCCUGGAUAGUUUAUAA
This is a messenger RNA of Dovyalis caffra, 810 nucleotides long. The record is from the annotation of a GenBank genome assembly. NCBI's taxonomy places the organism in Eukaryota, Viridiplantae, Streptophyta, Magnoliopsida, Malpighiales, Salicaceae.